Messenger RNA from Nomascus leucogenys (northern white-cheeked gibbon), 1464 nucleotides. It is a transcript of the gene HSCB, whose product is annotated as HscB mitochondrial iron-sulfur cluster cochaperone. Gene Ontology annotation, cellular component: mitochondrion. Gene Ontology annotation, biological process: [2Fe-2S] cluster assembly; protein complex oligomerization. The record is from RefSeq and is a predicted model, not a curated record. The coding region runs from base 57 to 680 and encodes 207 amino acids. NCBI's taxonomy places the organism in Eukaryota, Metazoa, Chordata, Mammalia, Primates, Hylobatidae. Gene Ontology annotation, molecular function: ATPase activator activity; protein-folding chaperone binding. The transcript has 6 exons.
GACGCUCUCUUUGCUUUUCCCCACGAGUGACCACGGCUAGAUAGGCCGCCGGCCAGAUGUGGCGGGGGAGAGCCGGGGCUUUGCUCCGAGUGUGGGGGUUUUGGCCGACAGGGGUUCCAAGAAGGAGACCGCUAAGCUGUGAUGCUGCGUCGCAGGCGGGAAGCAAUUAUCCCCGCUGUUGGAACUGCGGCGGCCCAUGGGGCCCCAGGCGGGAGGACAGGUUUUUCUGCCCACAGUGCCGAGCGCUGCAGGCACCUGACCCCACUCGAGACUACUUCAGCCUUAUGGACUGCAACCGUUCCUUCAGAGUUGAUACUGCGAAGCUCCAGCACAGGUACCAGCAACUGCAGCGUCUUGUCCACCCAGAUUUCUUCAGCCAGAGGUCUCAGACUGAAAAGGACUUCUCAGAGAAGCAUUCGACCCUGGUGAAUGAUGCCUAUAAGACCCUCCUGGCCCCACUGAGCAGAGGACUGUACCUUCUAAAGCUCCAUGGAGUAGAGAUUCCUGAAGGGACAGAUUAUGAAAUGGACAGGCAAUUCCUCAUGGAAAUAAUGGAAAUCAAUGAAAAACUCGCAGAAGCCGAAAGUGAAGCUGCCAUGAAAGAGAUUGAAUCCAUUGUCAAAGCUAAACAGAAAGAAUUUACUGACAAUGUGAGCAGUGCUUUUGAACAAGAACAAUGAUCAGGAUCAAAACAAUCUGACCACAAAAAUAAAUCAGAUCAACAUUGCCACAUCUUUGGAGGAACUUCAAAGAAACUUUCUCUUACCUGUUACCAUCAGCUGGAAAGGCUGCAGGGCCUCCCGACAAACCACGUCUGAUUUGGGGAAUAAAUAAAAAAGACAUUAUUUCUGAGUCAUGGCUUCUGAGGUGAGUGGGCUUACUUUUUUCUCCCCUCUCUUCCAAAUUCUUUGCCUUCUCAUCUGAAGUUUAACUGCACUUCUAAAUCCAGGAACCCUUUCAGGUGUUCCCUAACAAAGCCCUGUGGGAGGUAUGCUAAUAGACGGCUGAAAAGUUGGCAGCCCAAUUUGGCUUAAAAUUUCAGACCAACAAUUGAAGCAAAUGAAGCCCCCCCUGCCCGCCCCCCCCAACACACACACACACAGGCACACACACACAGUUCCCAAUAUAGUGUCAGAACAAAUCAGAGGUUUCAACUAAUUUGUGACUAUGUCUUCCCAGAGUUUGGUGUCAGACAGUGCUCGUGUUGUGAACUGAAUGAUUUUGUCCCCCAAAAUUCAUUAUGUUGCAGUUCUGGCGCCUCUGAGGAAGUAAUUAAGAUUCUACAAGACAGAAAGAGAAACUGAAACUGACCAUGCUGGUACCUUGAGCUUGGACUGCAGCCUCCAAAACUGUGAGAAAAUAAAUUGCUGUUAUUUAAGCUACCUAAUACCUGGGUUUAAGUCCCAGUUCCCCUAGUUAUUUCCCAUCUGUAUUUUUUUUUUUUUCAAGAAGGAGUCUCGCUCU